AUGGCCAACUACCUUGCCUCCAUCUUUGGCACCGAGCAGGACAAAGUUAACUGUGAGUGUCCAUCGCGUCCUUUGGCUUAGCCCCACCGAAAUUUGCUAACAGCUCUAUUACCACCAGGUUCGUUCUAUUACAAGAUUGGUGCUUGUCGCCAUGGCGAUCGCUGCUCACGCAAACACGUUAAGCCCUCGUAUUCUCAGACAAUUUUGCUUCCAAAUCUCUACCAAAACCCGGCAUUCGACCCAAAGAACAAGAUGAAUCCCUCACAACUACAGAACCAUUUCGACGCUUUCUACGAAGACUUUUUCUGCGAAAUGUGCAAGUACGGUGAGGUCGAGGAGGUUGUUGUGUGCGAUAACAACAAUGAUCGUAUGUGAUUGACGCCCCGGUAUCAGAUGGUGAUGCUAACAAUGGGAAACAGAUUUGAUCGGCAAUGUCUACGCUCGGUUCAAGUACGAAGAGGAUGCUCAGACUGCCUGUGAUGCUCUAAAUGCAAGAUGGUACGCCGCCCGUCCAAUCUAUUGUGAGCUAUCGCCCGUCACAGAUUUUAGGGAAGCUUGCUGCAGGUUGAACAGUGGCGAAGGUUGUGUCAGAGGUGGCUUUUGCAACUUCAUUCAUAGGAAGGAACCAAGCAAAGACCUAGAGCGUGAGCUGGAACUCGGGAUGAAGAAAUGGUUGCGCGCGAGAGGCAGAGAUAGGCGCAGCGUAUCGCGCAGUGUUUCCCCCAACGGAGAAUCCAGAAGACGCAAGGAGGCUUAAAUCACCUGCUCAGAAUCCCCCCCCCCCCCGGAAUACCUUGACCGCCUGCCUAGCUUUCUUGCCGUAAGAGCGGAUAUGUACCAUAACUAUCUUUAGCUGCUUAACACCCGUGAUCCUGUCCCAUUAUCCUCGACCCAUGGCUAUCUUUUGAACCCAAACGCUCUCAAUUCAAACAACCCCCCGUUCAAGAUGACCCUUUUGUUUCGUCCUUCUCCUUUUUCCGGUGUUAAAAUGCACCAUUGCAUCAAUGAACUAUUUUAUGCACCGUUCCCUUUUCAAGCUUUCCCUUCCAUCAUAUCUAGUCUAAGAGUAUCCGCUGCAAUACUCGACCACGUCUUGUGCUCUCCCCCAGACAUGCUAUAAUGUACUGUUUUCCUUAGUAUCGUUGCCGUU
Molecule: messenger RNA, 1150 nt
Organism: Tuber aestivum (summer truffle)
Lineage: Eukaryota; Fungi; Ascomycota; Pezizomycetes; Pezizales; Tuberaceae
Source: the annotation of a GenBank genome assembly